GUCGCCAUAUUAACGGCUCUAGCGCCAGCAGGAUUUCUUCUCUUGUUCGAAAACCCCGACGGAAGAGCGUAGUUUGGUCAUUUUCAUUGGUAUUUUUUUUCAUAACCUCAAUGAAUACAAGUGGAAAUGUUCCUUACAGUGGGUUUGGAGUAUUUCAGCUAGAAAUACCAAUCUUUCACUCGAUACGAACGGGCUGCGACAGAGACAGAUACAAGAUGGCGGAUCGUGGAUUUUGGCAUGGAUAGCGAGCGGGCUCCCCGUAACGGUAUCGACCAGUUUUUGUGAUCAGUUUAAUGCUGCAAGUUGACUUGAAACAAACAGGGGCAAGUCUGGAUCAAUUCACAAGUCCAAAAUAAAUAUCUGAACUGCAAUGACACACAUGAGAGGUGAAUCAGAGACAUUGAAUCCAUCAGAAAACUUUGUGAGCUUACAAAGAGAGAUAGCAAAGUUGAAGCAAGAGAACAAAGUUCUUCACAUCCGUGCACAAGGAGUGGAAGUGUUAGGUAAAGUUCUUCAAGAUUCCCAAGAAAGCAAUUCAAAACUAAAAGAGGAAGUUAGAGAGUUGAAAACCCAUCUGGACCAAAGAGGCUUUGAUGCAGCUCUAGCAGAUAUCUCAGUUGGCACUUCAAUUAAUGAUGACAGCCAAAGCAGCAUAAUUGAUCAUGGAGAAAGAUAUUACUCAUCUAUGGUUGGAAGAAGUUCACAGAGGCCCGAUUAUAUUAAUGUUACAACGGUUUCUGGACCCCAGUCACUGCCGGCAGAAUUUUCCUCCAUGUUAUGUGGUGAUUUUCACAUCAAGGAGCUACGAGAUGAGUUUGAACAAAUUGGAACUGAACUAGAUCAAAUACAAAGAGGGACGCAGAAGCUUCGUGAGAAUGUAAAGCAUCUUCCUGAUGAUGGCAGAGAAGUAGAAUUGAUGAGCAAACUUGAACGCCUCAAUUCAAAGCUUCAAGAGUACAUUAAGGAGGCUCGCACCAGGGAGACCCUAUCAAGUGCAUUAAUCACUGAAGAAGAAAAGUUGAAAACAAAGCUUGCCGAAAUAGAGGCAGAACAGGCUUCGCAUGAAAAUGUGGUGCAUCAGCUUAAAGAUAAACUGGAUGAGAGCCGUGAAGAAAUGGAACAACUGCAGGAUGAAAUAAAACUCUUUAAAGAUGCUGUGUUUGUACAAAGAGAGCAAGCAUCACCAUUUGGAGACAGAAAUGAACCUUUGUCAAUAAGCUCAAGGAAGAGUGCAUCCAGAUCACUAUCUGAUGAGGGAUCCAUAUUUGCCAAGACACCACUAUCCCAGUCUGAUCCGAAAGAUUGUGUGACCUGUGGCCAGUUGAAGAGGCAAAAUGAUGAGCUGCAGAGACAGCUUCUGGUGGCCAAAGCUGAAAAAGAGGAAGCACUAAAACUCAAAGAAGAGGUUCUUGAUGUGAAUUACAAGUGGGAUGAACAGUACAAGCUUCUCGUUGCUGCCUCAAAAAAAGAUACUGAUGACCUUAAGAAGCAAAUUGAAAUGCUGAAGUCAGGCAGUAAUGGACAUUUCACAGGAGCAUUACUUUCAGAGAAAAAGGGAUUAGAAGAUCGCUGCAAACAGCUUGAAAGCGAGAUACAAGAGAAACAGCUAGAAAUCAAUGGCUUACAGCUUUUGAUGAGGAACAAGCCCAUGUAUUCGCCCCUGGCACCCCAGAAUUCAUCAAUGGAGGAACCACCUUCUCGUCUAUCCUUGCUGGGUGCAACUGCACCACGUCCAGGCCCACCCUCUGAAGGUUCACCAUCUUGGCCUGGUACUACUGCUCUUGGACAUCAAAUCCCUGCAGAGGUCCUUGAUCAAAUUGAAGUGCUGAAACAACAACUCAGAGUCUAUGCUGAUGAUUUUGCCACUGAAAGAGAAGACCGUGAGAGGAAUCAAGCAGAAAAAGAGAAGCUCAAAGAAGAAUUGGAUGCCGUGAAAGAGCAGUUACAUGCACUUGAGCAGCAGCUCCAGUUAUACGAAGAAGACUUCAGACGAGAGAAGAGGGAGAAGGAGAGCCUUCAGCAACAAUUAAGAGCCAGACAAACUGCAGGUGGUUACUCAUACAAUGAUCCGUUGGCCCACAAGGCUAGGGCUGUGGCUGAACAACAGGCUAGGGUCCAGGCCAUCAAAGAGGUACAUGACCGAGAGAGGGACAGGCUAAUGAGAGGACAACACGAGUUACAGCAACAAGUUUAUGGACAGUUGUAUUGUUUUUUUCCUCACUAUCCACACACUCGAGCUCAAUCACAGUACAAUGCUUAUGGAAGAUCUGGCCUGGACUACACAAAUCGAGAGUGGAAGCGGCCCCCUUUGACUCCGAGGGGCGUACCUCCUCCUGCCCGUGAAUUGGUCACACAUCCAGCAAGUCAACAGUCAAUCAGAACUUCCAUGUACCAUGGAGGAGAAGUUUACCCAGACACAGUUCAAAACGUUAUCGAUUCCCCUUCGGAUGGAAACGAUGUCGAAUCAGAUUCAGGUGUCAGCAGCAAGGACGAGGUGGUUGGACUGGAAGAAUGCCCUCGCUGCUUGAGAAGAUUUGAUGGAGAGGAUAGCGAUACAGUCCUUAAACACAUUGAGAGGUGCAUCUCCUAA
This is a messenger RNA of Stylophora pistillata, 2590 nucleotides long. RefSeq lists its product as uncharacterized. The record is from RefSeq and is a predicted model, not a curated record. Lineage: Eukaryota; Metazoa; Cnidaria; Anthozoa; Scleractinia; Pocilloporidae. Gene Ontology annotation, biological process: regulation of transcription by RNA polymerase II; cellular response to lipopolysaccharide.